AUGCGCUUUUCGCUUUUCUUCGUUUCAGUCUGGAUUUGUGUUGAUUUGUAUUGUCCUGAGGGAAGUUUUCUCGUUUCGGAUCUCGGCGAUUGUUUUCUUUACAGCGAUUUAGGCAGCAAAGCCGAAGAUGCCGAGCAAAUUUGUCGGCUUUACGGUGGACAUCUCACAGCGAUUCACAAUGCUUUCGAGAAUGGAGUGAUCGCGAGUUAUGCCUUAAAAGCCCUUGGUAGCACUCAAGCAAUCAUUGGCUUAAACAGAAACGAUCCGGAUUUGAAAUGGCAAUGGGUUGAUGGAUCGAAUGUUGAAUAUUUUAAAUGGGGACAAGGUCAACCAUCGGCCGGUAAUUGCUCAUCAUUGAAAAUUGAUGAGAUGAUUUGGCGAACGAUCGAUUGCUCACUUUCUCUACCAUUUAUUUGUCGUUUCUCAGAGAUUCAAACGACCACUCCACACUCAACCACUCCCGAUCCGAAUAGUGUUUGCUUUGAUGGAUGGAAGUACUUCGAUGUGACCGAUAUGUGUUAUUAUCACGGAAAAGAGUCGACUUUCUAUGAUGCGGAGGCUUUUUGUCAAGAAAAUCACGGGCAUUUAGCCUCAAUUCACAGUGAUGCCGAAAAUGAAUUUGUGAAAAAUUUGGCUUACAACACAUCUUGCGAUCGAAAUGAUUUCCAUUGGAUGUACGGAGCGACGAUACUUGGCGGACAAAUCAAUGAUAACACGAAUUUGACCGAUUGGUGGACUGAUGGAUCGGACACCGAUUACACGCAGAUGUUGUGCAGUACGGGAAGUGGGGCAAACGGGAACACGAUAAUUUUAAGUUCUUUUAUCAUUGGG
Messenger RNA from Mesorhabditis belari, 831 nucleotides. NCBI's taxonomy places the organism in Eukaryota, Metazoa, Nematoda, Chromadorea, Rhabditida, Rhabditidae. The record is from the annotation of a GenBank genome assembly.